Molecule: messenger RNA, 1145 nt
Organism: Solanum dulcamara
Lineage: Eukaryota; Viridiplantae; Streptophyta; Magnoliopsida; Solanales; Solanaceae
Product: tropinone reductase homolog
Exons: 6
Coding region: 219-1022 (267 amino acids)
Molecular function (GO): oxidoreductase activity
Source: RefSeq, a predicted model, not a curated record
UACACACUACUUUUCUAAUUGAAGCCCUAAUUACUUUGUGUCUUCUUCUCUGUUCAUCUUCGUUUCUCUUGUUCUGUGAAGGUGAUGCAGACUGAAGAGGCCAAAUGAUAUUGCUUCUUGGCCCAUCACCCAUGGCUUCCAAUUUCAAGAUUAAUUGACUCUUCUUCAUUCUAUCCACAAUUUUGUAAAUCCUCAUUAUCUUAAGAAGAAAUUGAAGGAUGGCACAGAUUGGAAAUAGUAUCGGAGAUGGAAGAUGGUCUCUUCAUGGCAUGACUGCCCUUGUUACUGGAGGUACUAGGGGCAUUGGGCAUGCUAUUGUCGAAGAAUUAGCGAGUUUUGGUGCAUCGAUCUAUACAUGUUCUCGCAAUAGAAAGGACUUGGAUGAAUGUUUGGAGAAAUGGCAAAAUAAAGGGUAUAAAGUAAAUGGUUCUACAUGUGACUUGUUCUUAGAAAAUCAAAGAAUCGAGUUGAUUGAGAAAGCCACUGAACACUUCAAUGGGAAACUUGACAUCCUCGUAAAUAAUGCUGCUGUAUGUAUACCAAAAGAGACCACACAAAUUACUUCUGCAGAUUGCUCGCUAAUGAUGGGAACCAAUUUUGAGGCUUCAUACAAGUUGUGUCAAUUAGCAUAUCCUUUUUUGAAAGCUUCAGGAAAGGCAAGCAUUGUGUUCAUCUCUUCUAUAUCUGGGAUCAUGGCUAUUCCUUUUGUUUCUCUCUAUGCAGCAACAAAAGGAGCAAUAAAUCAAUUAACAAAGAACUUGGCCUGCGAAUGGGGAAAAGAUAAUAUUCGAGUUAAUGCUGUUGCACCUUGGAUUAUUGAUACCGCCCUUACAGAUACUGUAGCUGAAGAUUUUGAGUCAAAAGAUGUGGAGAAUUUAAUAAAGAGAACUCCAAUUAGCAGGAUGGGAAAGCCAAAUGAAGUGUCAUCACUUGUGGCUUACCUAUGUUUUCCAGCUGCUGCUUAUAUAACUGGCCAAAUCAUUUGUGUUGACGGUGGGAAAACUGUUUCUGGAUUUCCAUGACUAAUUACUUUCAUGUCUAAACUUUCUGCUCAUAAUGAUCAGUUUCAGAAUCAGUCAAAUGUCAAACAAAGUGUAUUAUUUUGGGAAAUUUUCGCAUAUAACCAUUUAAAAAUAUCUUAAUUA